AUGACCAAUCCGACCGACGGCGCCACUCGCCACCCAGCUUCCAGGUGGACCAGACUUUUGCGAUGGAGGCGAACGUCUGCUACAGAGGCGGCUCAGGCGGAAGCCAAUCUCCUGGGGAGAUGCAAGGCCAUACUUCAGAUCCAAGACACACGUUUGGAUGGGGGGAGUCAAAACUUCAUCCACAGUAUUGUUGCCGGUGCCGCAAGUAAUCCCACACUGGUAUGUUUGCCGGGCUACGGCUCAGGCUCUGGUUUCCUUUACAGGAACCUUGACGACUUGUCCAAGCAUUUCUGCACAUAUGCAGUGGACUGGCUGGGAACUGGGCUGUCAGGUCGCCCAACUUUUGACGCCAAGAGCAGGGAAGAGGCUGAGGACUUUUUUGUGUCUUCACUCGCUUCCUGGCAGGAAAAGAUUGGCCUGAAAAAAAUGAUUCUCAUGGGUCACAGUUUAGGAGGUUAUCUGGCAGCAACCUAUGCCUUGAGACACCCUGAGCAUGUCGAGCACCUGAUUCUUGUGUGCCCAGCUGCAAUUGCUGGCAAGCCAGUGGAAAGUGGUAUCCCAAAGAGAGUCAGGUCUGCUUGGACGUGGAGGGGGCAGCUGUGGCGGUUUAUAAAGCUGAUGUGGACUUGGGGCGUAACACCUCAGUCAAUUGUUCGCCUGUUGGGUCCAUGGGGACCUGACCUAGUGGGAACAUAUGUCAGCAGCAGGUUCCAUGGACUUGUUGCAGACCCCCAAGAGGUCAGAGAUCUGCAGGCAUACUUUUAUCAAAUAACAGCAGCAAAGGGCAGUGGUGAGUUCGCCCUUCGUCACAUCAUGACCCCUUUUGCCUGGGCGGUGCAUGCUCUCGAGGGCCGCCUGGAAAACUUGGAAGUCCCAGUCACCUUCAUCUAUGGGGAGGACGACUGGAUGGACCCUGCUGCUGCAGAACGAGCUUUGAAGCGGCUCAGGAAGAAGCAAGGUGCCCCUAAGGUUGCUUCAGAUCAACAGAUUGUGUCCAUCCCAGAUGCAGGACACUUUGUGUUCAUGGAUCAACCGGAACUGUUCGAUAAGGAGUUGGUGGAGGUGUGCUCUGCUUACAUCAAUAGGGGGCAUGAGAGCACAAAGGACGUUCAAGAAGAUGCGGAAGUGCUACCAAACACAUCUGCCAAGGUGCCAAUCGUGGAAGCGGCUGUGGCAUUCUAG
Messenger RNA from Ostreobium quekettii, 1182 nucleotides. The record is from the annotation of a GenBank genome assembly. NCBI's taxonomy places the organism in Eukaryota, Viridiplantae, Chlorophyta, Ulvophyceae, Bryopsidales, Ostreobiaceae.